Sorex fumeus (smoky shrew) is the source of this 1401-nucleotide messenger RNA. RefSeq names its product solute carrier family 39 member 2 (gene SLC39A2). Gene Ontology annotation, molecular function: zinc ion transmembrane transporter activity. The transcript is spliced from 4 exons. The record is from RefSeq and is a predicted model, not a curated record. Bases 658 to 1401 code for a protein of 247 amino acids. Gene Ontology annotation, biological process: zinc ion transmembrane transport. NCBI's taxonomy places the organism in Eukaryota, Metazoa, Chordata, Mammalia, Eulipotyphla, Soricidae. Gene Ontology annotation, cellular component: plasma membrane.
GCUGGCCCAGAGGGUCCCCAACACAGACCGGCUGGUGAGUGCUCCAAGAGCUGCCCUAUUGGGAUGAGACCAGUCCCAGGGAUGAACUAAGACUGCCCACAGCCCUUGGAUUACUCAUGGCACUGAAGAGGAGGAGUAGACAGAGCACCAGCUGUGCCUGGCAGAGAGGCUGGAGUUUCUGGUUUCCAGGAUCAGGAGGACUUGAGCCAGGGGAGGGGCCUCCAGGCAGGGGCCGGGCCCCAGUCAGCUAUGCAAGGCUGCGCAAGCAGAGGCAGCCCAGAACACGGAGAAGAUCCCAAUGGGCUCCUGAAAAUCAGGAAGGGACACGGCUCUCAUCACCUCCACCCUACUCCAACUCCAGGAUUGUCGCACUGUUUGCCAUUCUGAAGCCCCUGCUUAUCCUGCACCCCAGAUGGAAGCUCUUCUUGGAGUGAAGCUGGGCUGCAUGUUUGCCCUGCUGCUGCUCACUGUGGUCUGUGGCCUCGUGCCCAUCUACUUCAAAUGGUUCAAGAUUGAUGCGGCCACAGGUAGAGCCCUACCACCUCUGGGUCCCCAUGGCUGGCUCUGAUUCUCUGCUGUCCCUGUCCUGGUCGCCACCGCCGGGUGCUCAGCCUCCUGGGCUGCACUUCUGCUGGUGUGUUCCUGGGAGCAGGGUUCAUGCACAUGACCGCCGAAGCCCUGGAGAGAAUCGAAUCUGAGAUCCAGAAGUUCCUGAUUCAGAACAGUACAGCAAGCGAGGGAAAUUCAGAGGCUGCUGAUUCUGCAGAGAUGGAGUACCCCUAUGGAGAGCUCAUCAUCUGCCUGGGCUUCUUUCUAGUCUUCCUUUUGGAGUCAUUGGCAUUGCAGUAUUGCCCAGGGGCAGCUGGAGGAGCCACCCUGCAGGAGGAGGAGUGUGGGGGAGCUCAUGUCUUGCAAAUCCACAACCAUGGACCUCCGCCCUCGCCCUCCCGGGGUCCCCUGAGGGCCCUGGUCCUCCUGCUCUCCCUCUCCUUUCACUCUGUGUUUGAAGGACUGGCCGUGGGGCUCCAGCCAACGGUAGCAAUGACGGUGCAGCUCUGCCUGGCAGUCCUGGCUCACAAGGGGCUGGUGGUGUUCGGUGUUGGCCUGCGCCUGGUGCAGAUAGGGGCCAGGGCCCGGUGGGCUGUGGUCUCCAUUGUGUCAUUAGCGCUCAUGUCGCCCCUGGGCCUAGCGAUAGGGCUGGCUGUGGCUCAGGGGGACACGCAAGGGGGCCGAGGCCUAGCCCAGGCAGUCCUAGAGGGUGUGGCAGCUGGCACCUUCCUUUAUGUCACCUUCCUCGAAAUUCUGCCCCGGGAGCUGGCUUCUCCUGAGAGUCCUCUGGCCAAAUGGGGCUGUGUGGUUGCCGGAUUCACCUUCAUGGCCUUCAUCGCCCUGUGGGCCUGA